CUCAACUCACCAUCUCUCAUGCCGCCUCCCACCCAAUUCAGUGGUGCUUUAGCACCCAAAAAGAAGAUUGAACUACAAGCUAUCGCUUCGGCAUUGAAUCUGGAGGCUGGUGGGACGAAAGAGGAACUUCAAGGCCGUAUCAGAAAAUACCUCGAUAACAACCAAUCUGAACUGGAGGACGAUCCCACAUUCGCCGGUCUGUUUGGACGAAGAAAACGCAGCCAACCCCCACCCUCUCGUGUUGAAUCUCGCGCGUUGAAAACUCUACGCGAGUCUACUCCUAUCGCCGACGUGUCAGCAUACCUUGAACAAAAUGCUUUGACGCCAAGCAGCUUGCCUCCGCUUCCAGACAGUCCCAUAGCUCAUGGAGACAGGAGCAUCAUUGACCAACUCGCUCUUUCCCGCACCGACGUCUCCAACGUUGUCCAGCGUCUCAAAACGAGCGAGGAAAAUAUACUGCGCUCUGCCAAUUCAGGCAUCAUUGUGUUUCGAGAGACACUUUCCAGUUCCCGGAAUAUUUGGACCCUCACGGCAGUCUUGGAAUUGAUCUAUAUCCUCUACAUGAUCAUACCAUGGAAUGUCUACUUCCUCAAGUUCGGGGGGACUACUGCGUCAAUUCCAUACCCUCCCCUCGACACCAUCUAUCGCCCUUCAUUCACCCGCACUCUCAUCCACUGGUUCAUUCCAGCUUUACUUUUACCUGCCCUUGCAGGCAGUCUUAUUUCGUUCUCCCCGGCGCUUCCCACUGCGACACUAUCACGAGUUCCCUUUGACCCCCUCACUGCGUCUAUCAUCCGUCUUGCCCUUCAAUUUGCUUACGAUCCGUCAACAAUGAACUCUGCUGCGCGAGAUGUCAUCGGACUUCGUAUUCGGGCCCUCAACUCAGCCAUUGGAGUAGCGUUUGCGUUUGCGGAGGCCAUAAAGGGUGCUCCAGCCGUUUGGCAAAGAGAAUCGCCUGUGUUUAUGACGGAGGAGACGUCCGACAUUGAAUAA
Messenger RNA from Mycena indigotica, 993 nucleotides. RefSeq names its product SAP domain-containing protein. The coding region runs from base 19 to 993 and encodes 324 amino acids. Lineage: Eukaryota; Fungi; Basidiomycota; Agaricomycetes; Agaricales; Mycenaceae. The transcript has 3 exons. The record is from RefSeq and is a predicted model, not a curated record. Gene Ontology annotation, cellular component: membrane.